UGGAGCGGCGGCGGCCGAGGGCGGCGCGGAGCCGCCAUGCGCGCCGGGCUGCGGGGCGCCGGGCUGCGGGGCGCCCUCUGCGGCUGCCUGCUGCUGUGCGCAUUUGGAAUAGUGCCAAAGCCCCAAAAUGCAAGAAUUAUUUCAGUUAACCUUCAUAGCGUUUUACAGUGGGAUCCACCUAGGUUUCACAAAGGAAAUCUAACUUACACUGCCCAGUUUAAGAGAAAUUCUCAUUUUACAGCUGCACGUGCUCGUGUUCCCUCCUUUGCAAGAAGGUGGGGAGCUGUAUCUUUGCCCUUGAAAGGCUUCUCUUCUGAGCUAACCAUCAGGGCAGAGGCAGCUUGCACGCCUUCUACCUCCAGAGCUGGUUUCAGCAGUCUCCCUAAAAGCACAUUUGAAAACUUGAGCACAAACACGGGACUCACAGAGUGCGAUGUCUCUUCCCUGUCUGCAUAUGGAGACUAUAUUUUACGCGUCAGAGCGGAGUCAAAAAAUGAACAGUCAGACUGGGCCAUCAUCAGAUUUAAGCCGAUGGAUGACACCAUCAUUGGGCCACCUGAUGUAAAAAUGAAGUCAGAAUCUGGGUCUUUGCACGUGGACUUCAUAGGCCCUAUUGCUGAACAUAAACCUGACAAGUGGUCCUUAAAGCAGUAUUAUGGCUCAUGGAAUUACAGAAUACUAUACUGGAAGAAAGGCAGCAAAAAGGAGGUCAUUCGCAUAGAUACCAAACAUAACUCUGAAAUAUUGUCUCAGCUGGAGCCAUGGACAAUGUAUUGUAUUCAAGUACAAGCGGUUAUUCCCGAGUGGAACAAAACCGGGGAACUGAGUCAAGAGCUUUGCGACCAGACAACCCACAAUGGUGUAACCCCUGCAUGGAUAAUUGUCACUGUUCUUUUUGGACCCAUGUUGGCUGUUAUAAUAUUUGUUCCCAUUUGCUUCUUUUCCUUUUUGUUUCUGUAUCGACUGAUCAAACAUGUUUUCUGCCCUUCAUAUUAUUUCCCACAACACCUCAAAGAGUUUUUGAGCAAGCCUUCUAAUGGUUCGCAGUUCUUUUCUCCAGUCCCCCAAGAAGAGCAUCUUCUUUGUGACAAGUUAACGGUUAUUUCAGAAAAAUCCCAAAAUCAAAGUGAGGAGAUUAUGGAUGAGGCCAGCAAUACAACAGAGCAGCUUCAGGACUCUGAACAAGAAUUUUCUAAUGUAAAAGUAGUACCAGCUUCAGAAGGGGACUAAAUGCACUCCUCAUACUUCACUCAGACUGAAAGAAAAGCAAAUAGACUACUAUGUUUAACUUCUGCAUACUGCAUAUUUAAGAGUAAAAAUUCAUAUGCAAGAUUUUGUACAUAGACUUUUCACAGAAUCAUACUAAUUUUUAAAGUACAAGAAACAUGGCUAUACAUGAGGAAUUAAAUGAUAUGUAAAUUUUUGCCACCAUUUUUGGUGUCUCAUUCUUAAGUUAUCACAAUACCUACGACUCCAUUUGUUUUUUAAAUUAAUAUCAUAAUAUAUAAUACUAGUUAACUUUGAUGUACUAUUUAUUGAAAAAGCUAAUCAAAAUGGCCUACUGUAUAAGAUUUGUAAAGGAAGAUCAUAUUUUGCAAGGAAAGAGCUGAUCUUACAUUUUUUUAAUGAGAAAUGGUGUGUAUUUCCUAAGAUAUCUCUAUUGGCAUAAUCUUUCUGUUGGAUUUUUACCUGAUGCUCAAAUACAAAGUUACUCACAACAAGUUAUGUACCAUCUUAAUAAACCAAACACAAAUACUCA
Rhea pennata is the source of this 1759-nucleotide messenger RNA. It is a transcript of the gene IL10RB, whose product is annotated as interleukin 10 receptor subunit beta. The record is from RefSeq and is a predicted model, not a curated record. The coding region runs from base 37 to 1230 and encodes 397 amino acids. The transcript is spliced from 8 exons. NCBI's taxonomy places the organism in Eukaryota, Metazoa, Chordata, Aves, Rheiformes, Rheidae. Gene Ontology annotation, biological process: blood coagulation; cytokine-mediated signaling pathway. Gene Ontology annotation, cellular component: plasma membrane. Gene Ontology annotation, molecular function: interleukin-10 receptor activity; protein binding.